Molecule: messenger RNA, 283 nt
Organism: Closterium sp. NIES-67
Lineage: Eukaryota; Viridiplantae; Streptophyta; Zygnematophyceae; Desmidiales; Closteriaceae
Source: the annotation of a GenBank genome assembly
AUGAAAUGGCAUGUUUGUAUGACUACUCAGGACGCCGAGUUUUCAGAGUAGCCAAAUUCUGAUGCACGCCAAAAGAGAGAGAGAGAGAGAGAGAGAGAGAGAGAGAGAGAGAGAGAGAGAGAGAGAGAGAGAGAGAGAGGAAAAAAAAAAAAAACACACACACACACAAAAAAAACAACAAAAAACCAUAUUUUUGACCGGCAUCCCUUGCAUAAUCAGAUCUAUCUGGAAAAUCAGACACAUUUUUUUGCAAUUGUGAACGCUUGCUUGGUCCUCUUGUAAA